GAGAUAUCAUGAAGAGCGUAGACAGCUUUGCAUAGGUGUCAUCACGUGCCACAUUUCCAGCCAUGCCCAAGCAAUCGGUCAGUGAUCGAGCCAAGACGCUUCCAGGCAGAUUCCCAGCAGCAGCGGGAUGACGGGGGGUAUUCAAAAUGCCUGUUUCAUCAGGGGAGCUAACCCCUCGGCACCUUCUUCAGAUCCUCUCGGUUUCAAUGGCGGCCGGGCUGAGGUUCCAUUCUGGCGGCGGCUAGAUCCAGUCGUGACGUUUUUGUAUCCGUAUUUCAAGUUGGCUAGCACCCCGCUUACAGUUCCCAGGUUGCUGGUUGGUGUGCCUGGCGCUGAAUGCUUCCUGAUCCAUAUCUUGGGGAAACUUUGGUCUUUCGAAAGAGUUCCUCCCUCCUUCUCUUGUGUCUCGUCCCGCAUUCGUCCAGUUUUCGUCCCGCCGCCACCAGCCCCUCUCAUAUUGACGACCUUCUCAUAUUGACGACCCUCCCCAACCGCAACCGGAACUGCUGCCACUGAGCCUGGGCCCUUCAACAAAAACCUUUGCUGAGGAUUGGCACUGUUGAGGAUCUGAGCAUCGUGAUAGCUUCACUUGUGACUUGACACGUGCUCAGUAAUCAUUCGCUUGCCCUCUGGACGAGUACCUACGGGCAAUAACAAAACCGAGGUUGGGAACCUGCAUAUCUGCCUCCCAACAAUACCGUGUUUGCCCCUCCAGGCCUCCCCGCGGCACAUAUUUGACCCGGAGCGCGAACAGCAUCAUUUAAUACCCCAUUCGGCCUCACUCACCACCAACUGACGCCCCGACAAUCCGUCAACUCUCCUGCUUUUUCCUCCAACCUCGAAGAUGUCUGUCUCGACGGAAGCCAGAGAGCUGGGUCUCUCCAUCCUGGGCCUGGGAACCCGAUACCCUCCUUACACUCUUGACUCCCGCGCGGUCGAGGAACUGAGCAAGCGCUACCAUCCGGAAACACCAGCCAUGCAAAAAGUCCUCGCCAUCAACCGCUUCACCGGCAUCGACAAGCGCUCCUCCAUAGGCCGACCGGACCACUGGCUCGUAAACCAACCCGAACCACCAACGAUCGCCCAACUCCACGAUGUCUUCAUGUCCGACGGUGUCCCCCUCGCCAUCUCGGCCUCGAAAGAAGCACUUGCCGAAGCGCACAUCACCGACGUAUCACAAAUCACCCACAUGGUCUCAGCAACCUGCACUGAUUCUGCCAACCCAGGAUACGACCACUACGUCGCCAAAGCCCUCGGUCUCUCUCCAUUCGUUGAGAAAACUCUGCUUCAUGGCGUUGGUUGCUCAGGUGGCUUGGCAGCGCUGAGAACAGCAGCCAAUCUCUGCCUAGGCCAUAGCACGAGGGGAUUGCCCGCGAGGAUAUUGGUUGUUGCGUUGGAGAUCUCCACGACGUUAGUCCGCUCGGAACUGGAAUCCAUACAUAGUAAUCAGGAGACGAGAAUUGGGGUUUGUUUGUUCAGCGACUGCGCCUCGGCGGUAGUCGUCUCAAACGACAUCCCCUUUUCACCAACCGAACCGCUACCGCCACCAGUCUAUAGCCUUCUCGACUGGAGGCACCAAACCGUCCCCGACACGGAACAAGACCUCGGCUUUGACACGCACCCCCAAGGCUGGAAAGUAGUUCUUUCCCCUCGCGUCCCGAACCUCACAGCGUCGGUCUUGGAACCGACGUAUAACUCGUUAAUGUCGGGAAAGAAGCUCCCGGAGGGGUAUGGCUCGCCAAAGGACUUUGACUGGGCGAUGCACCCGGGGGGAGCGACGAUUCUCACGGGGGCCGAGAAGGUGCUGGGGAUACAGCCGGAGCACAUGAGGGCGAGCUAUGAUACGUAUGUCAAUCAUGGAAACUCGAGCUCGGCGACGAUUUUUAGCGUGCUGAAUCGGUUGAGGGGGAAGGAGAUGGAUGGGGUGGCUCCGGGGGGGGGGGGGCGAGGGAGUUGGUUGUGGGUUGUGCUUUUGGGCCGGGGAUCACGGUGGAGAUGUGUCUGUUGAGGAGGAAUCUGAGCAGGACGGAAGGGGGGAGGAAGGGGAUGGAGACGCCGCCGGAGACGGAGGAGAGUAGUGAGGAUGGGGAGGGGGGGCGUGAGGUGAGCGAGGAGGAGAAGAAGGGGAGUGAGGUGAGUGAGGAGGAGAAGGGGAGCGAGGAGGAGGCGUUUAUAGCUAAGGCGUUGGAGAGUGUAGAGCUGGACUGAGGAGGGUGGUGAGAAAAGGGGGUGUAUAUAUGUGGUGUGUUGAACCCCGGGCGGCAUGACACGAGUCGUAUGGCGACCUCACUUGGGGACAAGCGGCCGACUAUGGGGGGGGAGUACCUACGGGCCUUGGGCUAGACGUGUAUAUUUUCCCAACAGAUACCAUAUAUCAAUCUUUCUUCUCCUGAUUCCCG
Messenger RNA from Podospora pseudocomata, 2399 nucleotides. RefSeq lists its product as uncharacterized. Gene Ontology annotation, molecular function: acyltransferase activity, transferring groups other than amino-acyl groups. Bases 845 to 2008 code for a protein of 387 amino acids. The transcript has 3 exons. Gene Ontology annotation, biological process: polyketide biosynthetic process. Lineage: Eukaryota; Fungi; Ascomycota; Sordariomycetes; Sordariales; Podosporaceae. The record is from RefSeq and is a predicted model, not a curated record.